UAAUCAUGUGAUGUCGUGAAAUAGAAAUAUCUAGAAUAGUGUGGGGUUUUUUACGUGAUCAUGAUGUACGCUGAAUCUGAUUGCAACUUGUUUUGUAUGUUUGGACAGAAAUUGCUGCAUAAGCUGAUGCUUGCCAUGUUUCUGUAUAUGGCCUUCUGCUGCUCGUCGGUUCUCAAACCGAGAUCUGACGACUCUGAUUACAAGGAUGUUGGCCACACGUACCUGGUGGACCUACAUCUACCAGACGGCAGCACCCGUUCAGUAACUUGUAUCAAGUGUGGUCCGGGCACCCACGUCAAAAAACACUGCACGGAAGAUUUUCAGUACUCCACAUGUGAAGAGUGCGAGGAUGGAUAUUACUCCAUAGGGUGGAAUCGAGCAGAGAGAUGUGCUAACUGUCUGUACAAAUGUACCGACAAAAACGCGAAACUGACAAAAUGUUCAAAAAAUGGAACAAUAGAGUGCACAUGUAAUCCAGGCUUUAGACUUGAAGUUGAUGAUGUGACAUUGGAUUUAAAGCAUUGCCAGCUGAACAGCACGUCAGAUGUGGACGGGAGUCGAGGAACUGACCCCCCGACCAGAGGAACUGACCCCCCCAUGAGAUGUGCGGUGGUGAUCAAUGAGGAGAACGGUCAGUGUGUGAAGUGCAACAUGUGUCAACGUGGGGAGUCCAUCAAGAGGUUCGGCUGUAAGGUGGUGCACGGGAAAAAGUGUUUGAAAGGUACAUACAUAACAGAUAGGAUAGCACAUACCACGGCCUUUGAUAUACCAGUCGUGAUGCACAGGUUGGAACAAAAAAAUACCCUAACGGGGAUCAGUCCUAAACUGACCACACAUCAAAUGAGCGCUUUACUGUUGGUCUAUACCACGCCCCUCGGUACAUAUUUAUAGAUAUAUAUAUGUAUAUAUACACACACACACGCAUAUAUAGAGAUUAUUGCAUGAGCGGGAGUGCCAUGCAGAAUUUAUGGAAUUUAUGAAAUGAGUUUGGGAUUUCUGUUAUUCCAUAAGCGAGAGCAAGUGGUACGCAUGUUUAAUAC
Molecule: messenger RNA, 1040 nt
Organism: Gigantopelta aegis
Lineage: Eukaryota; Metazoa; Mollusca; Gastropoda; Neomphalida; Peltospiridae
Exons: 4
Coding region: 61-891 (276 amino acids)
Molecular function (GO): protein binding
Source: RefSeq, a predicted model, not a curated record